Molecule: messenger RNA, 11363 nt
Organism: Zootoca vivipara (common lizard)
Lineage: Eukaryota; Metazoa; Chordata; Lepidosauria; Squamata; Lacertidae
Gene: NECTIN1
Product: nectin cell adhesion molecule 1
Biological process (GO): protein localization to cell junction; homophilic cell-cell adhesion; heterophilic cell-cell adhesion
Cellular component (GO): adherens junction
Source: RefSeq, a predicted model, not a curated record
CGCUUGCGGGCGAGGGUGCACGCGCAGGCGCGCCUCCGCCUCGGCUCUCCGGCUGGCCACCCUGCUCCAGCUCAGAGCAAGCCGAGGCUGCCCAGAGAAAGGGAGGCGCCUCUCGCCGGUGCUGAUGUUGCAGCGAGGAGCCGCUGCUCUCCUCGUCGUUGCCCUCCGCCCUCUUCGCCGCUCCAGCCGUCUCGGAGUGCUCUCGCCAGUCCCAAUCGCGGGGAUCCGCCGCCGCUUCUCCUCCUCCUUCCCGCUCGCCGUGGGGUUCGCCGAAAGCUGGGAUCUGCGAGACAUGGAGCUUGUUUGGAGCACUUUGCGCCGCGCCGGGGCCCUCUGAUCGCCGGGCGGCGGCAACAGCAGCAGGAGCAACAGCAACGUGCUCGCGGGAUCCGACCGCGCUCGCUCUCUGUUCCCGUCCCAGAAAAGCCCCAAAGCCACGGGGAAUCCGGCUCGGUGGCUGGAAAGAGAGGAGGGGGGAGGGACGGAAGGAAGGAAGCGAGAGAGAGGAGGGAGAGAAAGCGGGGCAAAGCCGAUCCUUGGUCGGAGGCUGUGCCGCCUCGCCGCACGAGGGGUGUCCGAAGCAUCGGGAGAUGACUUGUCGCCAGGAUUCGGUCUAAGCAACCCAGGAGGAGGCGGUCUUCUCCAUUCUCGCCCUCCGUGCGUGCCUCCUCGUUUUUGUGCCAGCUUUGGCCCCCGAUCCGAGAGGAGACGACCGGACUGGGCUGGCCUUGGAGAGCGCAGGGGGCGAUUGGCAAGCGGCUGGGUCGCCGAGGACCGCCCCAGGAAAGCAGAGCUUUGAGGGCGCGAUCUCGGCAAGCAACUUGGGGGGGCGUGUGUGGCUUGAUUUCCUCUGGUGGAUAUUGUACUCCCCCUUUAGCCCUUUCCAGGACCCGUAAUUUUAUUUUUUAAAGGGCCGUCCUUUUUUUGGCAGCGGAUCCGAUUGAUGCUACUAGCGUGGGGGGGUUCUUCGCUUAUCGAUCCGCACCUUCGGCGUCGCUUCGUCUUUGUUUGAAUCGCCAACCAGGCAACCUAAGGAACUCUCUCCCCGAUGGCCGGGAAACUGCAGAAGGGCUGGUUUGGGGGCUGGUGGACUACCGGAGUUUGCUUGACGGCGCUUUCCUACGUCCCAGGCCUCUGGGCUCAGACGGUGCUUGUCAACGACACGGUCUCAGGGUACAUUGGGACGGACGUGAACCUGCACUGCAGCUUGACCAACCCCAGCCACAGCAUGAAGAUCACCCAGGUCACCUGGCAGAAGGCCACCAAUGGCUCCAAGCAGAACGUGGCCAUCUCCAACCCCACCAUGGGCAUUUCCAUCCUGCCCCCGUACAAGGACCGGAUGGUCUUUCGAAACACCUCCACCAAGGAUGGGACCAUCCAGCUGUCACGCCUCAAACUGGAAGAUGAAGGUGUUUACAUCUGCGAGUUUGCAACAUUUCCCGAUGGCAAUCGGGAGAAUCAGCUCAACCUCACUGUGUUGGCCAAACCAACAAACCGGAUGGAGGCCACCACGAGCCUGCUCAUUGCCAAGGCCGGCAUGACGGAGAAGAUUGUGGUUGCCACCUGCACAUCCUCCAACGGGAAGCCCCCCAGCACCGUGUCCUGGGAAACCAAGCUGAAAGGGGUGGCAGAAUACCAAGAGAUCCGCAACCCCAACGGCACCUUCACCGUGGUCAGCCAGUACCGCCUUUUGCCCAGCCGGGAGGCCCAUCGACAGCAGCUGACAUGCGUGGUCAACUACCAACUGGACCGCUUCACUGACAGCAUGACCCUCAAUGUGCUGUACGAGCCCGAAGUGAGGAUCGAUGGCUUUGAUGGCAACUGGUACCUCAACCGGAAAGAUGUGAAGCUGACGUGUAUCUCUGAUGCCAACCCUCCUGCCACCUCAUACCAGUGGAAGCUGGUCCCAUUGCCUAACGUAGGUAGGAAUAGACUGAACGGAUCGCUUCCUGACAACGUGGAGGUUCAGAACAGCACAUUGUUCUUCAAGGGGCCAGUCACCUACAGCCUGGCAGGGACGUACGUCUGCGAGGCCACCAACACCAUCGGCACACGGUCUGGCCAGGUGGAAGUUAACGUGACAGAAUUCCCCUACACCCCGUCUCCACCGGGCACAUCCGUGGCGCAGUCGACCAUCCCCACCGCUGUGAUUGGGGGCGUGGUGGGCGGAGUCUCUCUGGUCGUGGUGCUGGCCGUGGUGGUUUUUGUCAUGCUCCGCCACCGGCGCCACACCUUCAAGGGCGACUACAGCACCAAGAAGCACGUCUACGGAAACGGCUACAGCAAGGCCGGCAUCCCCCAGCACCACCCGCCCAUGGCGCAGAACCUCCAGUACCCCGACGACUCGGACGACGAGAAGAAGGCCGGCCCGCUGGGGGGGCACAGCUACGAGGACGAGGAGGAGGACGGCGCCGGAGGAGACCACAAGCUGGGCGGGGGGCCCCCCGGCAAGUAUGAAGACGACUCCAAGCGGCCUUACUUCACGGUGGACGAGGGCGAGGCCCGCUCGGAGGCCUACGACGAGAGGACACUCGGUUUCCAGUACGACCCCGAGCAGCUGGACAUAGCCGAUAACAUGGUCUCUCAGAACGACGGGUCUUUUAUUUCCAAAAAGGAGUGGUAUGUUUAGCUCGCUCCGGCCACCCCCCUUCUCUUGCCUCCUCGCACUCGCCACGCGCUGCCUCCGAGCCCCAGGGCCACCAGCUGUCACGCACAGCCCCUGCGUGCCCUCUUCACGCACGAGCCCAUGCGCACGCACACAUAACACGCAAAAACGCAUCGACCUGGGCAGGGCGCAUAAUGUGACAGAGACUCUCUGUUUUUUUUUGUUUUGUUUUUUCCUUUAAUGAACUGCUGCUGGUUCAGAGGCAACCAGGACAAGGCGAGGCAGGAGGGGGCUGGUCAAUCGUUUUAUCCAUUUUUGCUUUUGUUGUGGGGGGGAGGGGGUUGGGAGAGGGGGGGCAUUUCUCCUUCCCUGCACCCCCCCCCAACUCCCUUAAGUCCUCCAGCAGAUCUUUGUUCCCUAAAGUGUUGUUUCUGUGGCUUUGGUGUUAAUAUCCCUUUCCUUUUAAUGACUACUGCCCACCCUUGUAUAGUAUACUGAACCCCCCCCCAAAAAAACCCUUCUGUUUGUAGUCUUAAAGUGUCUCUUUGUCAAUAUUUGGGUUUCCCCUCCCGAUGCCCCCCUCCCCCCCCAACAAACAAAAAAAAACACUGGAAUUUGUAUGUUGUCUUAAUGUUUUACGGGGGACGGGGGCCUAAAUCACACACCAAUGAAUUUUGGACUGGGAGGGGGGGGCACAAAGACAGAAAGCACAAAAAGCUCAGAUGGUCUGGGAUCUCUGCCCUCAACUGGGCUUGUAUAUCCACAUCUGUAUAUUCAAUUGAGCUCCUGUUGCCGUUUCCCACAAUGCACUUGUGGUGGGGAGGCGAAAUCCACCAGCCUUGUGUGUGUAUGUGUGUGUGUGUGUUUUAGGAAACAUAACGAAUGACUUGAUCAUCAAAAGAACAACCAUGAAAGUACAACAGGAAACUGCAUGAUAUCCAGGAGGGCGAGUGUAGCAAUUUUCCUCCUGUGUUCUCGCUUUGCUUUUUAACGAUUAUUGUUAUUUUCAGUUGGAGGGGUGGAGCGUCCGAGGGCCGUAGCUCAAUGGCAGAGCACUGCUUUGCAUGCAGAAGGUCCUGAGCAACCCCUCCCAAAUAGGGCUUGGAAAGACCCCUGCCUGAAAUCCCGGAGAGCUGCUGCCAGUCAGUGCGGACAAUACUGAGCUAGAUGGACAAACAGUGGUCUGGCUCAGUAUAAGGCAAGCUUCCUAUCUCCCAAAGGCCCCCCCCCCCCGAUGGGCAUGCCUCAUGAGGCUUUUGGUACAUGUUCAGAAAACUGUGUGUUAUCAAAGUUUCCUUCCCCCCCCCUGCCCUGCACAUAGAUAAACAAGGAAGGGGUACCACAGACAUCCUUACAGAGUCAAAUUGGGCCCAACAUAGAGGUUGCCAAUGGGCCAUUCAAAUCCCGUGGCCCUCUCUGCUAACUCCUGCCAACCUCCUGCUCUGGGUUGGCUGUGCAGAGUGAUUCCCUUCCCACGCGCUCAGUAUUACUUGAAGGCUGCAAGUGACAGGCCACAGCUCGGUGCUCAAGGGUGUUCCUUGCAUGCAGGAGGUCCCAAGUUCGAUCCCCAAUGGCAUCUCCAGGUAGGGCUGGAAGAGAGCCCUGCCUGAAAUCCCAGAGACCCUCUGCCAGUCAGUGGAGACAGUACAGAGGUAGAUGGACUCCACAGGGGAAUGCGGGUGGCGCUGUGGUCUAAACCACUGAGCCUUUUGGACUAGCCGAUCAGAAGGUCGGCGGUUUGAAUCCACACGAUGGAGUGAGCUCCCGUUGCUCUGUCCCAGCUCCUGCCAACCUAGCAGUUUGAAAGCAUGCCAGUGCAAGUAGAUAAAAAGGUACCGCUGCGGCGGGAAAGUAAGCGGCGUUUCCGUGUGCUCUGGUUUCCAUCACGGUGUUCCGUUGCGCCAGAAGCUGUUUAGUCAUGUUUGCCACAUGACCCAGAAAGCUGUCUGUGGACAAACACCGGCUCCCUCGGCCUGAAAGCAAGAUGAGUGCCACAACCCCAUAGUCGCCUUUGACUGGACUUAACCGUCCAGGGGUCCUUUACCUUUUUUACCUUAGAGGGACUCCAUAUAAGGCACCUUCCUGAUGCCUGGCUUAGUCCAAGGGCAAUGUCCCACAUUCCCAAGUAUUGCUCUAUGAAGGAGGAUGAAAUCUCCAAGGGCUGGAUCAGGCAAGAUGUUGCCUCCUCCGCAGGAUCAGUCCUCGCUUGACCAUGCAUGCACACCCAUCAUUGCUUGCAGGGAAUGGAAGUGGGUGUGCUGAUAGCGUUUCUUUAAAUAUUGGGGACUUGGCAUGCAGGAGCCAUUGCCACGAACCACCUCGCUGAGGAAGAGGAGGUAACAUUUUUCAGCUGCAGCCACAGGGGUGGCAGCGGCUGCUCGCUGUGUGCAUAACUUUCAUUCCCAUGGUUCAUUGACCGCCGGAGGCUUCUCUCAGACUGAGCACAGGGGACUUCUGCCAUGUGACAUCUUUCAGGGGCGAAAGAUCCCCUCCUUCUGUUGCAUGUAUUGAGGGAAGGCAGAAGCAGGACGUGUAGACCGCAGGGGAAAUGGAUUCCAAAAUUUUCUGCAUCUGGGAGGCCGAAAUUCCACAACCUGAAUAAAUGACACAUUUGUUUGCAUUGAUAUGACUAGAUGUGCAUCAUUUUCUCAUAUGUUGAGAGCUGAGUUUUCAAAUAAUCUGGAUGAUGGGAAGGGGCAUCAUAUGCUUUUUUCAAGAAAGGGGUGAGGAACAGAGGGGAAAAAAACAGAUGUUUUUACAGGCAGUAAUGAGAUCUGGAAACUUGAGCCCCUCUCAGAUGUCUUGUAUCCAUGGAUACUGGAUAUGCAUAGAUCAGAGGUAGGUCUUGUGCUUAUGCACCCCAACCUGUGCACAUUCAGUAUCCACAGUUUUUUCCUUUUAGUGAAAUCUGAUACAUCCAAGAUCCCAAAUAUCCCUCCAGAUGGCUUCAAGACCAUGGCCAUGUGGAAUGCACAGAGAGAUCUGUACAUAAGCUGUUGGCUCCUUGUAAGAGAAAACGAGAAAGGUUUCGAACAAACAAAAAGCAAGCCCUGAUCUAAAUAUUGCAUCUGUGUCUUCAAUAGCCACAGGGCACAGAGCAGUUUGUCAAAGGCUGUAGCAAAAACAGAGGCAGCAUCUGCUGCAUUCCUCUUGGAGGGAUCUACUCUGCAGGCUUCAGCAGUCAUCUGCUCUCCCCAGAGAGCCCUGGGAACCGUAGAGCAUGUCCAACACAGUCAAAACUACAGUGCCCAGGAUUCUUUGGGAGGAAGUUAUGCUGGCUAAGCUGCACUAUAUGUUUAAAGCAAUACCAUACCACUUUAAACAGCCAUGGCCUACCCCAAACAUAGAAUCCUGGGAAGUGUAGUUUGUUAAGAGUCCUGGGACUUGUCAGGCAGCCCCUAUUCUCCUCGCAGUACUACAAUUCCCAGAGUUCUCCUGGAAGAGGGAUCAGUUGUUAAACCCCUCUGAGAAGUGCAACUCUGUGGAGGGAAUAGAGGUCUCUUAACAAUGCUCUGCACCCUUACAUUAUAUGCCACAGUUGUGGUGUGAUAAUGCUUCAUAUGGAUAAUGCAGGUGGGACAUUUUGAUCCUGGACACAUCUGAUCUGCAGACAUAUGAUGGCCAAUAUCACAGAUAGACCUAUCUCUCCAAUGGCCCAUGUAAUGAAUCAAUUAGGAGUCCAACGCCCAGGACAGAUUUCCUGUAUGUACAUCUAUGCACUUGUCCUUCUUAAUCUGCCAUGGAAUGGGGAGGCAAAGCAACCACCAGCCUUCGUACUGUGCCUGCUGAAGCGAGCAGGACUCCAGAUAAUGCGACAGAUACUACUUCCAUAUAGACGUAUGACAGCACCCAACUGGAGCUUCCAGGCCACGCUUCCAAGGCGAAAGAGGCGGGUGUUAAUUUGGCAUGCAGGAGAAUGCGCGGGUGCCGCGUCGCUGUUUGCGCAGCAUCGAUAAUCUGUGUAGGAAAUUCAGCAUGUAUUAAGCGGCCCUGAAUUGGAUGCAAGACCCCCGCGGGACCCUAAUUAGCAAGGCUAAAUGAUUCACAGUUAAUCCAUAGCGUGAAAUAAGAUGCCUGUAAAGGAAAAAAAAAAUAGAACAAAAAAUUAUGGAGCAAGGCUUUUGUCAGUGCCAGGCCUCUGGUAGCACUAGGAGCAUCCGUUGCUGCAGCUGUAGGUAUCUGGAGAUCCAUGUUGCCAUCAUCCCUGGCCAGUGGCUAUGCUUUCUGGAGAUGGCGGGGUCACCCAGUGACCUUUGGGGACCCAUAGUUGGGAAGAACUGCAGUAUAGACCCAUAGCUGGAUAGAAGCACCAGGUGGGUGCUUCGAGAUACGGGAUUUCUGCUUUUCUCCACCAACACCCCACCAAGAACCAGGAACCACCAAUAGUCCUAGGAAAGUUUGUGUCUCUUGAAAUGCAAGCAGCUAUUGAGCAUGGGCUCUGUUUUCCUCGCUUUCCUUGAAUUUUGUUUUAGGCAAAGGUUUAUUAGCACCUCAGAAAGGUGGAAAGUCCAUCUGAGAAGUAUUCAGAAAUCCUCUGAAACGGCUUUAGGCUACUUUUAUCCUUUCUGAGCAUGUGUUGCCUGAACAGGACACAGACUGCAAACCUACUCACAUUUAUUUUCUUUCCCGCCAAAAUUUGGUGGCAAUGUAAAUUAAAAAAUUAAAAUAAGCGGGAGGAUGGGGUGGUUAGAAAGCCAACCUGGUUAAUUUAUAAGGGGAUGCUCUGUUAACUCUUGAUUCACCUCCAUUACACCAAGUCACGAAGAGCGCAGCUCAUAGAGGCCUUGCCAGGAAUCACCAAGAUUAGAACCAGUAUUAUUUUUCUUGAAAAAGAGGUGCCAGAACUCACCACGAAUGCCUCACUUGUUCUCUUAUAGUGGUACUCAUGUGCGAGUUGCCAGAACUAAGUUCCAGUUGGGGAAAAAAUCUUACUAGGACCGUAGGCUGUUUUGGGUUCCACUGCUUUUCUGGUGAGCCACUUGAGGCAGAAAGAGGAAGGAAGGAAGGAAGGAAGGAAGGAAGGAAGGAAGGAAGGAAGGAAGGAAGGAAGGAAGGAAGGAAGGAAGGAAGGAAGGAAAGAGAAAAGGCUGAGUUAGGGCUUGAGCAUAAAAGGGAAAAAGGAAAUUAACUUUAACAUGACAACCAUCAUGUUUUCUCUCCCAGAAGCCCCUUUAGAGUGAGGGCAAGAAGGAUUGCCCACACUAUGGCUUCUGGUCGAUGCCCAUGGUGAUAUAACAUAGUUCUGAGUGAGGACAAUGCUUCCUGUCUUCACUCCUGACCAACUUAUGAGAGUAAAAUAGUGUUGCAUCCAAUGGCAGCAAUGAAAGGAGAAGGACUGGGGCAGUUUGGGGAAAUGUAAAACAAAUAACCAAACCAUGAGUUCGGCUGUAUAGUUUUCUUCUUCUAGUUGGUCUCUAAGGUGCUACUGGAAGGAAUUUUUUUUAUUUUGUUCUAGGUACCAGUAUAUCUUCACCCCCACACCUAGUGUAUUGGCUGCGCAUGGCUCAACAUUUGGGCCACAUUCAGUCCUUGUUAAUAAGAAUCUCCAAUCACAUUCUGAGCCCUCCAAUUUCCCCAUUUAUUGCCCCCCACCUCUCUUCUCAGUCCACUUUGCUGCCAGUUUGGAGACCAGCUUGUACUGAAUCUGCUGGCGUGAUGGAGAGGUCCCGCAGGCCUGACAGAGAAGCCCCUUAAGCUCCAGACUGGGAGUUCCUCUCUCCUGUUGUUCUUCUUAGAGUGUUGCAUCUUGUAUCAGGCUCUCCAGCCACUGAGCCAUACUGUAGGUGUUGAGGUGGCCAUUUUGUAUGCAAUUGGGGUGCAUAGCAACUUUGGCACAAGCCACAUUACAGAAGGAAGAAACACUAGUUGCUGUCUGGUCCAGAGACUUGGAGGUGACACAGUAAAGCGGUUGCAGGGAAUCCUCUGGCCCUCCAGAUGUUGCUGAACUAAAACUCUCACUAGUGACUAGCCAUUGACCAUGUUUGCUGGGGCUGUUGGGAGUUGUAGUUCAGCAACAUCGGGAAAGGACCAAAGUGGCAGAGACCGCUAGAGAACCAACAUCCUGUUCCCAACACCAGGCAGCCACCUGCUGCCCGAAAUUGCACAGCCAUAGCACAAAAGCAGCAGCCCCUAUCCUGUUGCCUGCAACAUCUGGUUCUCAAGGGUAGACUGCCCCUGACCUGGAGGUUCCAUUUAACUUUUAUGACUAGUAGUCUAUUGUUAGAACCACUCCCCACAUUUUCUCGAUCCCUUGCCUAUUUUGAUUAAUGUGAGGUUGAUCCCAAAGAUGUGCAGUGGGGUGGGAGAGGAACAAUGCUUCUGGGCACAAACUUCUCUCUGUCACCCCCCAUUCCUGGACCCCAUUCCAGCAAAAAAAAAGGUGGGGGGAAGAAAUCUGUGUUAUCGGCCAAAUUAAAUUCAUUUGAAAUAGAACAUGGCAGGUGUUUUUCUGAUGGGAUUUAUGUCCGGGAUUACCCAUCUCAAUUUACCGUAGCGAUUUGAUUUCCCUUAUUUAAUUAUGGGACCGAUUUUCUUUCCUCGCCUCCCUUUGAAUCAUUUUUAAUCAGCCCAUUUAAGAGUGAGAGAGAGAAAGGGAAGGUUUCCUGUAGUAGUGGGGGGGGGGAGGCACAAACAUUGGGGUGGGGUUGAUUGCAAAGCAAGAUGCACACUGGGGAAGAAGAAGCCAUUUAGGUUUUUUAAGGGGGUGGUGAUGCCAGAAAGCCGUUCGUUGCUUGAGUAGAAUCGCCGGGAGAUUUGGCCAAAGGGGUUUUUCAAAUCCUUAAAAGGAAGGCAAAUGAUUGAUUGAGGCAAAAUAUUGUGAGUGGGCAGUUGAGAUAUGGUUAGGCUCCCUGAGAAUUCUGUCAGGGAAAUAGCUGGGAAUCUACAGCCACAUUCACGUCAUAGAUUUGAAGCACUGCAAAACAGCCAGGGCUGCCCCCACCCAGAUUCUGGGAGCUGUAGUUUGUUAAGGGUGCUGAGCACUGUAGGGAGACCCCUAUUCCCCUUCCAGAGUUAGUCCCAGAGUGGUUUAACAAUCAAUCCCUCUUCGUGGGGAACUCGGGGAAAUGCAGCAGGUUGUCAGGAUCCCCUAACAGCUCCCAGCACGCAUAAUAAACUACAGCUCCCAGAAGCCAGGACUGUUUAAGGUGGAAUCCUAGAGCUUUAAAAGCCUGGUUUGACGCUGGUCUAAAUACAAGUCGAUGACUGCAACUAUAGUGGCCAGCUUGGCCCCGCAACCAUGGGAGCCCAGGGCCGUGGGUGCCAUGCAGCGUGCAUGGCCCUGGCACCGAAAUUUGUGGGUGCCAGGUUCCCUCAUGGGGAAUUUUGUGGGUGCUUGGGGUGGCCAGCCUUUUGGGUGGUGGUGUGAGCCACUCUACCCAAAUACAAAACCUUUCCAGCUCAGGUGAUCCCUGAGAUCAGUGUCUUUACCUGAAGCGAACAUAUCACUGGUUGACCUUACAAAGACAAAGGGCUAGGAUCCUAGUAUUUAUUCACUCGGGCUAGCCAAUCCUGAUGCCUCAUACCACUUUCCAGUCACAGGGAACCAUGCUGCUCAGCCUGAUCCCAAUGUAGUUCCAUAAACCAGGCCCCGGUUCAAACCUUGGUCGUCCGUGUCACUACUGGAACCCAAGGGCGUUCCUGACGAUUAACCAAAAGUACAAGGGUGUGAAUUUUUUGUGUUAACGUGGUGCUAAAUGGGGAGGGUGGGGGUAUUCUGUUUUGCUAGAACAUUCCGUGGGUCCUUCUUCUCUUGAAAGCGAAUGUAUAUGUAAUGGCUCUCUAGGGUAAGAUACUCAAACCGGUGUAAAUAGAUAACCAUGGGGAUUAAUUGCACACCAGAUGAAAACUUGGAUGAUUAUUUUAUUUUCCAUUAAAAAAGAAAAAAAAUCUCCAAAGUGUUUUCAUCCACUCGUGACUGUAUCCACACCCUUUCCCUCCCCUCUUCUCCCAUCCCACCUGCUGCUGUAAUGAUCAUUGUGACAUAAGAUAAAUAAAUAAAAACAGCAUUCGUAAAAAAAAAAUCUACUUUUUUGGUAAUCUGUGUUGUAAGUGCUUUUGUAAAAAGAAAGAGAGAGAGAAAGAAAAGAAUAUUAUGAAUAAUGUAAUGGACUGAAAUUGCUUUUAUGAUUAUUAUUAUUUUUGUUUCUUUACUUUUUAUUUCUUUUUAUUUUGUUUCCCCAUCCUUUGUAAUAAUAACUUUUGUCAUCGUUCUUUUGUUGUUGUUGUUGUUUGGGCUGAACUGGGGGAUUUUUCAUUUUGGGGGAAGCAAUAAUGGCUUCGCCCUCUUUUACUUGUAUAAAAUUUUUAAAAAAGAGAGAACUAGUGGUUCAACUGUGGAAAGAAAUGUACUUUUUUAUAAAUAAAGAAUUUUAAAACAAAGAAGCUGGAGUGCCUGGUUCUGUUUCUCCUUUGGAAGCCUGCAGUGGGUCUGGUUCUCUGCCUCCUGGACUGUAGGCAAAACUAUAUGCAUCUUGGGAGAGUGGGAUGGAUGGAGGGGAAGCUGGCAGUAACAUCAGCUACUCUCAGGCUCCCUGUGGCUUCUGAUAACCUGCUGUCAGUCUGCUUGUAGUAGCUGGAUUACGGUGCAUAGAAGCCAUUUUGGAAGGAAGCUGCUUGGCAAGCAGACUCUUCCUGCCCUUCUCCUUGUCCUCUGAUUCUCCCUUUUGCUUCAGGAGAGAAUUGCAAGGGAUUCCUCCUAAGCCUCUCCUUCCUCUUACAGCAUUUCCCCAUAGCUAAGUGGCAGAGUGUCACCUUUCCC